Sungouiella intermedia is the source of this 4671-nucleotide messenger RNA. NCBI's taxonomy places the organism in Eukaryota, Fungi, Ascomycota, Pichiomycetes, Serinales, Metschnikowiaceae. The record is from the annotation of a GenBank genome assembly.
AUGGUUCUUCAUAUCCAGAUCAGCGAUUAUGACACGUACAGACUGUUGCCAACACCGCUAGACCAAUUGCAAGGUGCACAGAAAGUUCCCAUAAUCAGAAUAUAUGGCGCUUUGCGUGUUCCGACGUCACCCCCCUCGUCGUACAAUGUUGUGGUUCAUCUCCAUAACUACUACCCCAGUUUGUACGUGGACUGUCCCCUUCUGAAAGGACCAUACGAGGCCAAUUAUCUACAUGAACUCACGGUGUUUCUUGAGGACCACUUGGCUGAAUCGUUCCGACGGAAAUCGGAGGUGGUUUCAGACGAGGAUCUUGACGAAGAUGACUUUGAUCAACCCAGCGGGACUUCCGUAAACGGCACCGCCACAAGACGCUUUAUAACAUCAAUCGAAUAUUGUAGAGGUACUCCGGCUUAUGGCUACCAUUUGGGGUAUCGUGUCGUGCUAAAGAUCCUCUUUUUACUGCCCCACUACAAGACCAGAUUCACGCGUCUCAUGGCCGAGAGGAAGAUGGACUUUGCACGGUUCGCUGGCACCCACAGAAGGAAGCCGUUGAACAGACUCAAUGUGUAUGAAGCCCACAUUAACUACUUUUCGCAGUUUCUAGCGGACUACAACUUGUUUGGUUGUUCGUGGCUUGAGGCUGCCAAAUGCCAUUUUCGUCUGCCCAUCAUUAAUAACAAUAGCCUCCCUCUCGACACUUUAAAGAAGUAUUUGGCUUCACAUAUCGCCCACAACAAUAUCCUCAAUUCAAAGAGAUACCCGCGCAUGGGAAAGUCCAUGUUGGAGAUCGAUAUCUCCGUGGGAGAUAUCCUCAAUCGAUCCAGGCUCCACGAGCGGAACAUCCAUGACAAUUUCAACGAAUUUAAUGCCUUGGCUCCUUCAAGUCAAAUCUACCUUUCUUCUCUUCAAUUGACCUAUGAUGAACUAAUGUUCCAGUGCACCUCGAGAAAUAAUGAGAAGACAUCUCAGCUACUCCACAAACUGUAUAGUCAGGUGUUCAAGAACAUUGGCAAGGGUGGCUACUGCGACUGGGAAAAUUCGAAGCACUUGAAGGAUCUUUUGCUUUACGUUCGAAAGCUUAAUAAGGAAACACACAUAGAUGACCCCAACUCGUAUUUCUCAAAGAUCAUUGUCCCAGGUUUGCCUGAUUCGUCCAUUCCCACAUGUUUUGAGCUUGUUGACAAAACUGCUUCCUUAUCGUACUUUGAGAAGGUUCCAUUACUCAAUUACAGAGAUGAUCUUCUUCGCUGGAAGUACUAUGAUCAGCUAUUUGAAACCAACGCUGAUAUCACUUCAGAGAGCGUUCUCGGUACUGAUUUUCAGAAUGCCGAAGGCGAGCACGAGAACCGUGAGCUUAAUGAAGAUCCCUUAAGAAACGCACAAGAAUCACCUGUCCGCCCAGGCAGUAUUGUGGAAGCAUCAGGGAAGAGCAGCACAAAGGUACUUGAUAAUUCAGACUCGGAGCUGGAUUCUCAACCCCUUGGAAGUGAUAUCCCGCCUCCAACAGACAAGGCUGCUGAAUCACAAGUUCACUACCCUGGAGUUGAUUUGCAUUACCUUGCUAUGACCCAGAAGAACAUCCAGCCAACACGUUCCUCUUUGAGUUCGGAUUCGGGAAGUUUAAUACUUACUCAGACACUGGAUUAUCUUGUGACAAAUCCCAAGACCAUUUGGGAAAUUGUCAUACCUGUUUCAUUGCUGAAGAAGAGACUCGAGAGAACGAUGCAAGAGACUGGGUUACUUAAUAUCGAUUACGCCGAUCCUUUCUAUUCCAAGAAAGGUGAUGUUCACGCUCAGCCGUUGGUUUUUGCUAAUCGCAAAAUCAUUGUUCCUUAUAAUGGUGUCGAUUCUCUCCCGAAUUUUGUGGUGGCUGGAACUACACAUACUCUUGAGGGUCAGGUUGGUGAUAUCAUUUAUGAUAAGGGCAAAAGGAAAGAAGGCUCUUAUUUAUUACAGUUUGCUAUGGAACCUCCGUCAAAAUCAACUAUCAGACGAGGAAUUGUGGAUUUGGAAAGAAUGCAAAUUAAGAGGAGAAAGAAAUUUAAGUCACAAAUUGAACCGGCUGUGACGCUAACUCACGAUUACAAAUACUCAUUGCGUCCGCAUCACGUUGACAGAAACCCUAGUGAAUUCUUGAAGUUGACACUCAUGCACAUGGAGAUCCACGUCAACACUUCAGGUGAGCUUCUACCCAAUCCUCGGAAGGAUCCAGUCACAAUGAUCAUCUUCCAUUUCGAUGACGCCAAUAACAUGUACUCAACAGGUGGCGGAGUCACCUCUAUUCUUCUUAACAUCGAGGCUCUGCUGGACAAAGAUCUAAUAAUUAAACAAUUAAGAAGAAUAUCCGAACAAAUCAAAACAGAAAUAAGAUUCUGCAACACAGAACGUGAAACAGUGUACGAGCUUGUGCGGAAAGUUGACGAAUAUGAUCCAGAUAUACUUUCAGGCUACGAAGUUAAUGGAUCAAGCUGGGGUUAUCUUAUUGAGCGUUUCAAAGAGAAAUUCAAAGAUAACCUAAUCCCUCUUUUGAGCAGAUCGUUGUCUUUCGCAAAUGGAAAAUUUGGCGAUCGGUGGGGAUAUACCCACACUUCUGCUAUAAAGAUAAAUGGUAGACAUAUGUUGAACAUUUGGCGACUUCUAAAAUCAGAACUCAGCUUAACUUCUUAUACCCUUGAGCUGAUAAGUUUCCAUGUUCUACAUGAGAGGCUUCCUAAGAUUUCAAAUCUUGACUUGUCCAAUUUAAUUUGUCAAUCAACCUUUGCUCAGCGACUAAUUUUUUUCAAAUACUACAAUCAAAGGAUCUAUUCAAUCAUGAGAAUCCUUGACGUCCAAGAGUUUGUUCUCAGAAAUGUCGAACAGUCCCGCUUGAUUGGCGUUGAUUUCUACUCCAAUUUUUAUAGAGGCUCGCAGUUCAAAGUGGAGUCAAUCUUGUUGAGAAUAGCAAAAGAGGAAAACAUGCUUCUCGACUCACCUUCGAAGGCUCAAGUCCAUGAAAUGCGAGCUUUAGAUGUGGUUCCUCUUAUCAUGGAACCCGAUUCCAACUUUUACAAAUCGCCACUUGUGGUGCUUGAUUUUCAAUCAUUGUACCCUUCAAUCAUGAUCGCCUACAACUAUUGCUAUUCCACCCUCAUUGGAAAAAUCGAAGGAUUCAAUCCCAGCAGCAACGAAGUUGGCUUUAUGAAGCAUCUAGGGCUUCCACCAGGAAUCAUCGAAAUGCUAGAAAAGAACGGAGGUUUGAACAUAUCCCCGAACGGGUACAUGUUCGUUUCUUCCAAAUUUCGAAAAUCAGUGCUAGCGAAAAUGUUAGAAGAAAUUCUUAACAUGAGAAUCAACAUGCGCUCAGUAGCAGCUGCAUUUCCAGAAGAUGUGGAACUCUCGAGACUUCUCAACUCCAAGCAAUUGGCCAUGAAAUUGAUUGCCAAUGUCACUUAUGGUUACACUUCGGCAAGUUUCAGUGGAAGAAUGCCUAACUCCGAUAUUGCUGAUGCAAUUGUAGCAACUGGCCGAGAGCUUAUGACUAAGUCAAUUGAGAUAAUCGAAUCGAGUGAAUACGGAGCUAAAGUUGUUUAUGGAGAUACCGAUUCCUUGUUUGUAUACUUUCCCGGCAAGUCAAAGGAGGAUGCGUUUAAGUUUGGCAGAAGUUUAGCUAAAAAAGUAACGGACUAUCUCCCUGAUCCAAUCAAAUUGAAGUUUGAAAAGGUAUACCAUCCGUGUGUCUUGAUCGCGAAGAAGAGGUAUGUUGGACAGUGCUUCGAGUUAGAGAACCAAGUAACCCCCAAGUUUGAAGCUAAAGGCAUCGAGACAAUCCGGAGAGAUGGAAUACCUGCGCAGCUGAAGAUGGUGGGGAAAACACUUCGUAUUCUUUUCGAAACAAAAGAUCUCUCGAAAGUGAAGGAGUAUGUGCUUCGACAGUUCCACAAGAUUCUUACAAAUAGGGUCAACGUCAAGGAUUUUUGUUUUGCAAAAGCUGUCCGUUAUGGCACCUACAAAAAUGAACAAUACUUACCUCCUGGCGCUAUUGUGGCAAGAAAUAAGAUGAAGAAAGAUCCGAGAAGUGAGCCUCAGUAUAAAGAGAGGGUUCCAUACUUGGUGAUCAAAGACGUGACAAAGGAAAGAUUAAAGGAUCGAUGUUACAGCCCCGAAGAUUAUAUUGCAUCUUAUAGCACUGAGAACCCUAUGCAACUUGACUAUGACUACUACAUCAACAAAGUGUUGAUACCUCCACUUGAGCGAGUGUUCAAUCUCAUGGGUGUCAAAGUCAAGGAAUGGUACAGGGACAUGCUGAGAGAUGCCAAACUGCUUGUCCAGAAAAAGGAUGAUAUCGUCAAAAGUGCUUAUGUUCGUGUGAAAGAGUGUUUCUAUUGCAAGAAGGAACUAGACGGAGACUCGGACUAUUUGUGCAAGGCUUGUCUUUCUUUACGAGUAGAAGUCAUGACCAACAUUAUUCAAGCUUGGAAGGAAAAAGAGAAACAGGUUAUGGAAUACAAAUAUACUUGCAAAGAGUGCAACUACAAGAGUUUUGGAGCAUCGAUGAAUUCAGAAAUUGAUACUAAGUGUUGCAAUCAAGAUUGCGAGGUAUACUACGCCAAGUUCAAGAGCAUCAAUGAAUGCGAGCUACUUGAGCAGGAGACAAAAGCGGUAAUAAUAGACGACAGUAACCUACAAUGGUAA